Messenger RNA from Humulus lupulus (European hop), 796 nucleotides. RefSeq lists its product as uncharacterized. NCBI's taxonomy places the organism in Eukaryota, Viridiplantae, Streptophyta, Magnoliopsida, Rosales, Cannabaceae. The record is from RefSeq and is a predicted model, not a curated record. The transcript has 2 exons. The coding region runs from base 122 to 772 and encodes 216 amino acids.
ACAAGGUGCACGGGCACAGAACAAAUACAAUCACCGCACAGGACGGGGUGGUUACAAACAGAUAGAGCAACAACUUGAAGCAGAAUUAGGCCACGAACUAACAGAUUUUGAUAGAGCUGAUAUGUGGUUAAGGAUAAGAAAGGAUAAAAAAGGAGAGUCAACUGAGGAUGUAGCAUCAAUUAAGGAGAAGAUUGUUGACUACAAACAAAAGGUAGCAGAAGGAACUUUGGUGGUGGAAGGAUCCAAAGAUGUCCUAACAUUGGCUUUGGGCACCCCUGAGCAUUCUGGACGUGUUAGGGGGAUGCCUAAAGGUGUCACCCCUACACAAUUGUUUAAAACACCAAAGCCUAAGAGAAAAAGUCAGCUCGAAGUAUCUACUUCAGAAGAUAGCCGCAUUAAUAGGAUGGAAGAGCAACUUCGACAAUCUGAUGAGAGGAACCGUCGAACUGAGGAGAAAUUAAAUCAAUUGAUGGAGCAAUUUAGAUCGACACAUAGCAAUAUCGGUGAGUCAUCGCAUGCAUCUGGUUCUUGUGUGGGAAGAGCAGCCUCUAAUGUAUCACCACCACCACCACCACUAGCACCAUAUGUUGAACAAGAGGUUGUUCCACCAGUACUAGCACCACCACCACCACCACUAGCACCACAUGUUCAACAAGUGCUUGUUCCACCAAUACUAGCACCACCACCACCACCACCACAUGUUCAACCAAUGAUUACUCCACCAGAACCACAAGUUCCACCAACUAUGCAUGAGGUAUUCUUAUUACCAUAAUCAACUUAGCAAAUGUUAAUGCUU